Molecule: messenger RNA, 4282 nt
Organism: Pleuronectes platessa (European plaice)
Lineage: Eukaryota; Metazoa; Chordata; Actinopteri; Pleuronectiformes; Pleuronectidae
Gene: dlg1b
Product: discs large MAGUK scaffold protein 1b
Exons: 25
Coding region: 208-2985 (925 amino acids)
Biological process (GO): neurotransmitter receptor localization to postsynaptic specialization membrane; chemical synaptic transmission
Cellular component (GO): postsynaptic density membrane; neuromuscular junction; neuron projection
Molecular function (GO): kinase binding
Source: RefSeq, a predicted model, not a curated record
GGGCAGGGAGCUUUUCCCCGGGCAGGGAGUUUGUUUGCCGGAGCGGAACUUGGUGUCGUCGUGGAGGAGUCCCUUCAGCCCGGACCUGGAGCGGUGACAGCGGGCUCCGACCGGAGCAGUCACCGAUCCAACACACCGACCCUGUGUGGCGGAGUGAAUGAGGCUAACACGGACCUAGCGCCACACCGAGCCGAGCCAGACCGUGCCAUGCCCGUCCGAAAGAAAGAUGCCCAGCGAGCGCUGCUGCUGCUGGAGGAGUACCGGGCCAAGCUGAACCACACGGAGGAUCGGCAGCUCCGACACUCCAUCCAGAGGGUCAUCGACAUCUUCCAGAGCAACCUGUUCCAGGCUCUCAUAGAUAUCCAGGAGUUUUACGAAGUGACCUUAUUGGACAGUCAGCGAUGGGCGGAGUCUUCCAAGGGGGCGGACCCCAUGGCGCCCGUCAACCUGUGGGACUUCUCCAGCCUUCAAAGCACAACAGUGACCUCGGACACUCUGCCCAGCCUUAGUACCAGCAUCGAGAAGUACAGGCACCACGAUGAGGACUUGUCCCCCCAGGACCAGAGCUCCCCCCAGCUGACGGAGGAGGGGGGGCCCGAGCUGGUCCAGGUAGCAGAGAAGAACCUUUCCCAGAUCGAGAAUGUGCACGGCUACGUCACCCACGCUCACAUCUCACCGAUGAAGCAGGCCGAGGCCGCCCCGCCUUCCUCCUCCAUAAUCCCUGUGAUCCCAAUCUCGCCAAUCCCAGCCGAGACCACCAUCAUCCCUCCGACGUCACAGGCCAAUCCUCCGCCUGUGGUGGUGAACACGGACAGCCAGGACACGCCUCCAUACGUGAACGGGACGGAGGCCGACUACGAGUACGAGGAGAUCACGCUGGAGAGGGGGAACUCGGGGCUGGGCUUCAGCAUCGCUGGCGGCACAGACAACCCCCACAUCGGAGAAGACCCCAGCAUCUUCAUCACCAAGGUCAUACCUGGAGGGGCCGCCGCCCAGGAUGGACGGCUCAGGGUUAAUGACGUCAUCCUGAGAGUUAACGAGGCGGAUGUUCGAGAUGUGACCCACAGCCGAGCAGUGGAGGCCCUGAAGGAGGCUGGUUCUCUGGUCCGACUCUACGUCCGCCGGAGGAAGCCGGUCUCUGAGAAGGUGAUGGAGCUCAAACUGGUGAAAGGACCCAAAGGUCUCGGCUUCAGCAUAGCAGGCGGAGUGGGGAACCAGCACAUCCCGGGCGACAACAGCAUCUACGUCACCAAGAUCAUCGAAGGUGGAGCCGCACAUAAAGACGGGCGGCUGCAGAUCGGAGACAAACUACUGGCUGUGAACAGCGCCUGCCUGGAGGAGGUGACCCACGAACACGCCGUCACUGCCUUGAAAAACACUCCUGACGUGGUCUACUUGAAAGUGGCUAAACCAAACAGUGUCUUCAUGAACGACAGCUUCGCCCCCCCCGACCUCACCAACUCGUACUCGCAGCACAUGGACAACCAUAUCAGCCCCCCCACCUUCCUCGGCCAGACGCUGCCCCCCCCUUCUGGACGCUACUCCCCGACCCCCAAGAGCAUGCUGGGAGACGAUGAUGUCACACGGGAGCCGAGGAAGGUGGUGCUGCACCGCGGAGCCACGGGCCUGGGCUUCAACAUCGUGGGGGGGGAGGAUGGAGAGGGGAUCUUCAUCUCCUUCAUCCUGGCAGGGGGACCAGCCGACCUCUGUGGAGAGCUGAGGAAGGGAGACCGACUUGUCUCAGUGAACGGAGUGGACCUCCGUAACGCCACCCACGAGCAGGCCGCCGCCGCCCUGAAGAACGCAGGACAGACGGUGACCAUCAUCGCCCACUACAGACCAGAGGAGUACAGUCGCUUUGAGGCAAAGAUCCACGACCUGCGGGAGCAGAUGAUGAACAGCAGCAUCAGUUCUGGAUCUGGAUCUCUGAGGACCAGUCAGAAGAGGUCGCUGUACGUCAGAGCUCUGUUUGACUACGAUAAGACCAGAGACUCCGGGCUGCCCAGUCAGGGACUCAACUUCAAGUUCGGAGACAUCCUUCACGUGGUCAACGCCUCCGACGACGAGUGGUGGCAGGCCCGGCAGCUGACGGCCCAGGGGGAGGUGGAGGAGGUGGGAGUCAUCCCCAGCAAAAGACGCGUUGAGAAGAAGGAGCGAGCGAGACUAAAGACGGUGAAGUUCAACGCCAAGUCUCGAGAGCGGGGGCAGUCUCUCAAUGACAAGCGUAAAAAGAACCUCUUUUCCCGAAAGUUUCCGUUCUACAAGAGCAAAGAGGCGAGUGAGCAGGAGACCAGCGAUGUCGACCAACAUGUGACGUCUAACGCCAGCGAUAGUGAGAGUAGCUACCCAGGAGGACAGGAGGAUUACGUGUUGUCGUACGAACCCGUCGUUCAACAGGAAGUGAGCUACACCCGACCCGUCAUCAUCCUCGGCCCCAUGAAGGAUCGGAUCAACGACGACCUCAUCUCCGAGUUCCCAGACAAAUUUGGAUCCUGCGUCCCGCAUACGACCCGGCCGAAGCGGGACUACGAGGUGGACGGCAGAGAUUACCACUUCGUGGUGUCCAGAGAGCAGAUGGAGAAAGACAUCCAGGACCACAAGUUCAUCGAGGCCGGCCAGUACAACAGCCACCUGUACGGAACCAGCGUGCAGUCGGUGCGGGAGGUGUCGGAGAAGGGUAAACACUGUAUCCUGGACGUGUCGGGGAACGCCAUCAAGAGACUCCAGCUCGCUCAGCUUCACCCCAUCGCCAUCUUCAUCAAACCCAAAUCAGUGGAGAACAUCAUGGAGAUGAACAAGCGUCUGACGGAGGAGCAGGGACGCAAGACCUUCGACAGAGCCACCAAGCUGGAGCAGGAGUUCACCGAGCAUUUCACAGCGGUCGUGCAGGGCGACACUCUGGAGGAGAUCUACGAUCAGGGGAAGCAGAUCAUUGAGGAGCAGUCUGGUCCGUUCAUCUGGGUUCAGUCCAAGGAGAAGUUGUGAAGAUAGUACUCUCCUCCUCUUCCUCCUCUUCGUUCCAUUCUGUUGUUUUAUUUUGAAAAGGACAGAAUCCCCCCACCCCCCACAAUCCCCCCCAUGCCUGAAUCGGAUUUCGUGGUUAAGUCUCCUGACCAGCAGAGUAAAGCACACAGGAAGUGACAUCACACUCAACACGGUACGUGGAGGAGACGAAGACGAGAAGACGAAGCAGAUUGGAUCUUUUCUUUCUUUGUGUUUUUUUUCCCUUUUCUCUCGAUGGACAGAGUUCAGUCUCCGGCUGAGAAACAAAAAGCAAAACUUUGCACGUUCGAGCUUUAACAGCAUGUUGAUCUCCCGUUUAUUUCCCAUCAGCCCCGUCACCUCGGCGCCGGACACAGUCUCCUCCUCCUCGCAUCUUUUUCCCUUUUCUUUUUUACACCCGAUUCAAGAUGAGUUCCACUUUCCGCUCCUCUCGGCUGCUGGAGGUUUGUCAGGACGCUGCAGGCUCCUGCUCCGCCGCCAGGGGGCGCUACCUUCUUAUUCCAACAAGACUGAUUUCAUUCAUAAAGACUGAUCAUAAAACCAAUAUAAGUUCUUGUGAUUUCUCAUAAUUAAUUAUCGAAAAUUAAAGAAAAAAAUAAAUGAAAACCGUCUGGGAAUUAAAAAAAUAAUUCAGAAUCAAACAAGAAAAAUCACGACAAUUUUCUCAUGAUUCAAAUCAUUAAAAGAAUAAUUUUAUAAUGCAAUAUAAACAUCAGAUUUUAAAUCUUUUACAAACUCACAGAAAACGAUUAAAUUAAUAUAUAUUUUUUAUAGUGAAGUCGAUGAACAAAUGAUUUAGAUUUAAAUCAAAUUUUCAUUAUUUUGAAACUUUUCAGCCUCAUUUCAACUAAAAGAUUUUUUAUUUCAGUGUCGUCUCAUUUCAAUAGCAGCGCCCUCUGGUGGAGGGAGUUCGAACCCUGGGGCGCCCGGUCAGUGUCUUACCAUGAGAACGCUGUCGAUCAUGUGAUGUGUGGGCGGGGCCUGGAGACGAGCUGCCACUCCAGGUGUGGGAGAAACGUGCAGACGAUUAUUGUACAAUGAGAUUUUCAGAUAUUUAACCCUCGGUAAACUGCCUAUUUUGUUAUAAUAAAAAUCUAUAUUGAACUUUACUUAAGCACUACUACUACGGGAAUUAUUUUCUUUGCAUUGUUAAUCAUAUGAAUAGAAAAGUAUAAAGAUAUUUGAAUAUGAAUAUAUAUUUUUCUUUGUCUUCGAUCACCACCUCCUCUGUCUUUUAAUUUUCUUUUUUAAACAUAAUAAAACUUAACAAGAAAACAAA